AUGAGAAUUUUUAUCAAGAUAUAUGCAGACGACCUAAAGUCUCCCAGUUCCACAUACCCUCUUUAAUUAAAAGGCACUAUCAAGGAUAUCACUAUUGGCUAGCUCAAGCAUGAGAUCGAGAAUAAUAUACUACCUUAGAUUCUACAAAGAAACUAAAUCAUCUCUAUAAAAAAGAGUGUUGUCAUUAUGAGAAUAGACCACAGUGACUCAGUUACUCUUGAAUAAGCGGGUAUUACUGACGGAAUCAAAAUUCAUGUGCAAGACUAGUAUAGUCUGAACCAAAAAUCAAAGUUUAUGAGCCAGAAUUUUCACUAGGACUAGAGUCAUAUUCCUUAGACAAAUGCUUAAUCUUUUAUUGUCUCGUCAAGUCCUUAGCAAAAACCUGAUCUAGCCUAUGUAGACGAAAUCCUAAUAAAAUUUCUUGAAUUCAAUCAGCUGUUUGAGUUCAUCGAUGUAUUCUAAAUGUAUCACAUACAAGGUGCAAAUAUGCAAUAAAAUUUGGACAUCAACAGAUGUAUUCAUAACGCCCCUUAGCAAUCAAUGGAAGGAAAAUCAUAUCUGCAUCUUGCUGUGGAAAGAAAGCAUAAGCAAAUUAUUGCAUAUUUGCUAUUCGAUGCAAAAUUAGACCCUAAUAGGCUUACUGAAGAAACGGAAAUGUCCGCAUUACAUAUUGCAGUUUAGAUGAAGUCAAGUGAUGUCAUUGAAUUACUAUUGACUCAUGAUAAAACUGAAAUAGAUAUUUAAAGUAGUAUUCAUGGAACUCCUCUCCACCUCGCAUGCAGAGGUGGCUCAGUCAAGAUUGUCUAGUAGCUCUUAUUAAAUAAUGCAGAUUUAAGCAUUAAAAACAAUAAAUUCAAGACUGCAAAAGAAGUGACAAAUAAUCAAAGAAUCAUCUACUUAAUUGAGAAGUAUGAAAAGCGUAACAAAACAAAUAAUAGCUCAUUUUUAUCGACCUAGUCUGAGGAAGAAAAGGAGAGUUCAGAUAAAAAGUAAAUGCCUUUUUAAUCAGCUAACUAAUCAAGUAUAAAAGCUCCCUUGAUGGAUUGCAUAACUGAGGAAGAUAUUAUGUAUGAAGAAGAGGAGAUAGAAAAUUAAGCUGGAGGAGUAUUAGAUUAAGCUGAAGAAUUUAUUCAGGAUUUUUCAUGUUCAAGAAUUGAACUCGUUCCAACAAUUAGAGGAAGCUUGUUAGCGUAAGGUAAUUUAAAAAAGAAGCAAAAGUAAUUAUACUUUGUACUUAAGCCAUCGAAGGGCUAAUUAUUAAAGUUUGAGAAGAAAGAUCAUUAUGAUAAAUUGAUCAAAGGGUAAUCUCAAGAUGAAAAAAUUUUCAGGAAAUACAAUAUUGAAAUCAUAUAUCUCAAGAAUAUCUUAAGUAUUUAUCCAAGCUUUUAAAAUCAGUUUAUUAACAAAGGCUAGCAUGCUCUAGAGAUGUGUUGCUAUAAUGAUCUAUUGACAAAGGCUAAGAAAUUUUAUGAAUGGUACAAGACUAUACUAGACUUAUUAGGAGAAGAAGAUAAAUUAACUGAAUAGAUAAAGUACAAGCUUUAAGAAAUAGAAGAAUUUUGUGAUUCUUAUUGUGACACUGAAAUAAAGGACAUACCUUUCAUAGAAUAGAAGCAGGCUGAAAUAAAUAACAGACAAAGACUUGAAAGGAUUAAAGAGAUUAAUUAAAACUUAAAGAAGGAGGAAUACAUUGAAUCCUAGAACGGGAGUAACUCUAGUAAGCAUAAUGUCUCAGACUGGGAUUAAUAUGCAUCUUUUACCAAAGCAUCAAGGACUGCAUCAGAUUUGAAUUUCAAGCCAAUAUUUAAAGACUUUGAAAUAUUAGAGUAAAUUGGAGAAGGGUCCUUUGGCAGAGUCUUCAGAGUUAAACUAAAAUAAACAGGAGCAGAAAUGGCUAUGAAAGCAAUGAAAAAGCAAUUUUUAAUUUAAAACUCGCAGAUCAAAUAUGCAGUAAGUGAGUGUAAAAUUAUGCAGACUCUCGAGCAUCCAUUUUUACUAAGAAUGAAUUAUUCACUUUAAACUCCUCAGCACUUAUACAUGAUUACAGAGUACUGUAAGAAUGGAGAUUUAUCCUAUCAUCUUGAUUAGCUUCAAUUCCUCGAUGAGAAAAUAGCAAAGUUUAUCAUUGCUGAAUUGACACUAGCAAUAGAAUACUUACAUUCAAAUAAUAUAAUAUACAGAGAUCUAAAACCAGAAAAUAUUUUGAUUGAUAAUUAAGGCCAUGUAAGAUUAGCUGACUUUGGUUUAGCUAAAUAAGGACCAGAUGAGAAAACUCAAUAAAAGAAAGGAUAAGCCUUCGUAGCAUAAAGCUUUUGUGGAAGUCCAGCUUAUCUUGCCCCUGAAAUGCUUAAACAGCAAGGAAUCACAUCAGCAGGUGAUGUAUAUCAAAUCGGAGUUGUUCUCUAUGAGAUGCUAGUUGGCAUGCCUCCCUAUUAUAAUGAUAACAUCAAGGUCCUAUAUCAAAACAUAGAGAAAGGCAAACUUAAAAUACCUAAGUAUUUGACUAAUGAAGCUAAAAAGUUCUUACUGAGAAUUUUAAAUAAGGAUCCAAAGAAAAGACCUUCUCUUAAGGAAGUAAAAAAGGAUGCUUUCUUUUCUGAUAUUGACUGGACUAAACUUGAGAAUAAGCAAAUCCCACCACCAUAAAUUCUAAAGAAGUAUUCAGAGUAUGAUGAUAGUGAUGAGGAGGAUAAAGAAGAAACAAAACAAGCGGCUGAUCUGCCUAUUAAGAAGCUAGACAAACUUGUAAUAAAUAUUUAAUUGUUAACUUCAGGAAUAGGAAAUGAUGUUUGA
Messenger RNA from Stylonychia lemnae, 2793 nucleotides. NCBI's taxonomy places the organism in Eukaryota, Ciliophora, Spirotrichea, Sporadotrichida, Oxytrichidae. The record is from the annotation of a GenBank genome assembly.